AUGAACUUGACUGUCGAGCAGAAGAUGGUGCUGUAUGUGAAUGGCAACCAUUGCAUCCCCGAGCAGAAAUCUGUCGACGGUGAGACCUACAUGCAUCUCAAGAAGUGGGAUCGUGCCCUUGUCAAAACACUGACAGGGAAAUCCUUAGACUUGCGGCCAGGCAAAGCCAGUGGAUCGUUGAACAUUGACAUCUGGGACGAAAUGAUCCGUGCGAGGCAGGACAAGGCAAACCAGUUGUUGCAGGAGGCAUUGAACACGGAGGAGGAUGCUGCGACGGAGAACAAGAAGAAGUCCAAGAAGCCGCAAGUUUUCAAAGCCUCUUCGAAACAUGCACUGGUGUUGCCGCUGAAAUUCACCAUCUCGGUCCAGGGGCACGAGUUCCAGGUGCUGUUCGACGGAAUCGGAACAAAAUCGGUGUGGAUCGAAUUCUCCGAAGAGAACCUGAAAUGGCUGAAGAAUAGUGUCGACAGCAGUGAGCAGAAACCCCGCAAGAAAAGGCGAACCAGUCGCCGAUCGGGCAAUGAUCAGGAGAAGUCGCAGGAGAAGUCGGAUGAUGACAACGAUGAGAAGAACGAGGAUGCCGAGCAGAGGCUCAUGAUGGACCUCGUGACGGUGGAAGAUGUCUUCUACCCAAUGAAAGGUUGGCACAUCGACACCCGGGAUGGCCAGCAAAGCAUUUGGUUCCACGAGAACCACGAGUUGCCGGAGCCGCCGGAGAAGGGCUGGCAGUUCUGGCACAAUGGGCGAUACCACCAGAGCAAGCUGUGGUUGGUGGAUGUCGACAAGGAUCCCAUGAUCGUGGAGGAGGCGGCCGAGGAAUGCGGCAUGGAGGCUGAGCAGGACCUACCGGAGGAGCCCCUCUUCGAAGAGGAGGACGAACAAGAGGAAGUGUGCAUCGAGGAGGCCCAUGCACCGUCUUGA
This is a messenger RNA of Symbiodinium sp. CCMP2592, 921 nucleotides long. The record is from the annotation of a GenBank genome assembly. Lineage: Eukaryota; Dinophyceae; Suessiales; Symbiodiniaceae.